Molecule: messenger RNA, 2844 nt
Organism: Nycticebus coucang (slow loris)
Lineage: Eukaryota; Metazoa; Chordata; Mammalia; Primates; Lorisidae
Gene: FBXO36
Product: F-box protein 36
Exons: 4
Coding region: 12-578 (188 amino acids)
Molecular function (GO): protein binding
Source: RefSeq, a predicted model, not a curated record
GGCGUCCCAAGAUGGCGUCGUGGCUGCCGGAGACUCUGUUCGAAAUUGUAGGACAAGGCCCGGCGCCCAGCAAAGACUAUUACCAGUUAUUGGUCAAACGAUCUCAGGUCAUCUUUAGAUGGUGGAAGAUUUCUCUAAGGAGUGAGCAUCGAUCAACAAAACCUGGAGAAGUAAAAGAAACACAUGAAGACUUUCUAGAGAAUUCACAUCUUCAAGUUCAAAUUGCCUUAAUAUUUGGUGAAAGAAUAUUAGACUAUAUCUUCAAUUUGUGUGAAGGUAAAUUUGACUUCCUUGAACGGCUCUCAGACAAUUUGCUCCUGAGUAUCAUAUCUUAUCUGGAUCUUGAAGAUAUUGCCAGGCUUUCUCAAACAUCACGCAGAUUAUCAAAGUUAUGCAUGUCUGAGAAACUGUGGGAGCAGAUAGUCAAGUCGUCCUGCGACACCAUCACUCCGGACAUGCAGGCCCUGGCAGAGGACAUGGGCUGGAGGCAGAUGUUCUUCACCAACAAGCUCCAGCUCCAGCGGCAGCUCCGCAAGAGGAAGCAAAACCACGGGAACCACAGAGAGAAGCCAUUAUAGGGGCACAUUUUCCUGCUAGCGGGGACUGAGGCAUGGCUGUGUUUCUCGUCCAUGUCCAAAUCUCUUCCAAAGAACUCAGAGGUUUUGCUGAUUCAGGGAGCCAUUUGAAAAGCACAGGGGAUCUGCAUACAAAUGCAGCAGAACCUGCCUACCUAGUGCCUUGUUUGAAUCACUAUGUAUCAUUUUAACUGUGGCCCAACCACGUACAAGGGCUAUAGGACAGGAAACCUGCCCUAUCCUGACACCCAUUGAGGCUUCCGCUGUGUAUAUGCAAUAAAUGAUUAUUAACAGGUUCAAAAACAAAUCAGUUACCUACUUUAUCUAAGCAUUCAAAAGCAUAACUGGUCUUUUGAAUUCUUCUCUGGUGUUAUGUCAUCUGAGCCCAUCCAUGGAGUAGUUAGCUGAGUGGCUCCCCGGGAAAUUGAGGGGCAGGUGCCACAGAAGACAGUGGGGUGAGUGUAGCUGCCUUCCCCACUUUGUCCUUGUUUUGUUCCAUAAAGUCUGUAUUCGGGGCCCUGUCCCAGGACUCCAGGCUCUGUGUCCCCCAGUAGACAGACUCUGACCUGGCACUGGGGCUUGACUGGAGAAGUCCAGGCAUUCUGCUUGCAGACCUGGUUCAAAGUAUAACUUUCCAGGACAUCACAUUGUUAAAUAAACCUGUAAACAGUUCUCAGAGGGAUGCUGUUUCCUGGAGGAAGGGCAGCUGCACUUUUCGAAAAGAUUUUAAAGAAAGUCUGUGGGUAACUAAGUGAAAAUAGAAGUAUAGUUUGCAUUCUUUUAACAUGUCUGAGGGGUAAAAACAGUGCAGUUUUGGGGGAGAAAGGUCUACCUUACUGAGAAGGGUCAUUUAAAAAUUCUUUUCUCCCUACUCUUUCAGUUAAUUACGCCUGGAUAAUUAACUAACUCACAGCAGCAAAUAAUCUAAUGACUUUUUUUAGAUCACAGAGCAAAGUAGCUUUCUUUCUCUACAUCAUCUUUUUUUUUUUUUUUGAGACAGAGUCUCACUAUGUUGUCCUCAGUAGAGUGCCGUAGUAUCACAGCUCACAGCAACCUCAAACUUUUGGGCUUAAGUGAUUCUCUUGCCUCAGCUUCCCAAAUGGCUGGGACCACAGGCACCUGCCACAAUGCCUGGCUAUUUUUUUGUUGUAGUUUCAUUGUUGUUUAGCAGGUCCGGGACAGGUUGGAACCCACCAGCCCCAGUGCAUGUCACCAGCGCCCUAAUCACUGAGCUAUGCCAAGCCAACGCAUCGUCUUAUUAAUCUUAUAAGGCUUUCUUCUCUGUCGCCUCCACUCUUCUACCCAGGAAAAAUAAUGUACAUCCUGUGCCAGGGACACUCCCCAGGAUGUACCAGGCCCUCCCAAAUGGACUCUGCCCCUUCUUCCCACCUAAGUCCUUUCAGAAGGGCUCAACAGCAUGGCUUAGUGACAGAUUUUUUUUUUUUUUUUUUUUACCAUUAAAACUUAUGUUACUAUCAAACUGGAUUUUAGCCCCCAUUCACAUACCCUUAAAACCCGGUCACCUGGGCAGCGCCUGUGGCUCAAAGGAGUAGGACACUGGCCCCAUAUGCCGGAGGUGGUGGGUUCGAACCCAGCCCUGGCCAAAGAAAAAAAAAAACCCAGUCAUCUUACUCCCCAGUGCCAAUGUGACAUUCUACCUAGCCCUCUCUGCUUCUCACUGUUACAAGUCCACAGUCCUAAGUGUCCAGCGACAUCUAUGAAAUCAAGUGCAAUCUGUUUCCUGGCAGAUGAGGAGCCAUCAGAGUUGCAUUUGGAUUUAGUCCAAGGACAGAGCAAAGGUUUGUCAAGAGACCCCAGCCUCAUUCCCUGGCCAGGAGAGUCUUCCAGGGUGCGUGUGGAUGACUGGCAGGCAGCUCCGAAAGCAGGAGGGUAUGUCUGUCCCUGAGCUUCUGGACAUCACUCGUGACCUGGUCUCCAGUGACAGAACACAGGUUAAAACCAUGAGUAUGCACACACGGCCGCAAUUUAGUAUGUUGACAUAAUUUGUAAGUGUAUAACUUCAACUCAUUUGUAACAUCAGUGUGAAGUGUCAGGAGCUUAAAGCUUCACAUGUAGUGUUUUAUCAACAAACUGAGAUUCUGAAAUCGAAUGAUGAGCAUUAUAGUCAACAUUCAACAUGAAUCAAUAAGAACACAAAUAUGGCCACUUGAAAACACUAUAUAACUACAUAUAUCCAAUACAUAUGAUUUAUGUUUUACAUACAAUAUAUACUUACAUGUAGUAUACAACACAUAACAAAAUAUUAAAA